AUGCAAUCGCAAAAUGGCACUGGGCCUACCCUCGAACCCAAAGACGAUCUAGCCUCGCGAAGGGCUCGCCUUUUUGAAGGUAUAGGCAAAGUCAUACCAGCCUCAUUGGCAGGCGCGCUACACCAAGGUGGUAUAUUGAGUGAUACACAAUAUACGCACGUCACCCAUUGGUGCGAGUCCAACAGAUUCCACGAGUGGGGCAAAAGACCUCGAACCCUGGUCAUACUGCACAUAAUUGGCUGUCCAGAGGCAAUAGAUGGCUUUGUGAAUGAAGGACUCUCCGACAUCGCCUUGCCUUACUCAGAAGAGAACUUGCCUCGGGUAAUCAGAGGCUCCAAGCGUGCCCAUUUCAUCGCCCAUCAGAAUAAGGUGCUCUCCGAGCAGGCGAUCGAUCUAGAACGUCCAGGGGGUGCCCACUGUAACAUUGACGGUAACGCGGAUGUCCAUUUCCAUUUGCACAGGGAUCUUGGGAGUGGUGGUUUUGGUACCGUCGACCAUGUCUUCAGUCGACUAAGCCUGCAGAGCUUCGCUCGGAAGCGCAUUCCCCGCGGCAGGUCCUUCAAGAAAGACCAGGUUGCCAUCCAGAUGUUUGAGAACGAGCUGACUACGUUCAAGGCUCUGUCCCAUCGGCACCUGGUCAGAUUGAUCGGCUCAUACACUGACCGGAAGUUUGUGGGCCUUAUCAUGACUCCGGUCGCUGAUAUGGAUCUGCAUACUUAUUUACUGGCUUCCAGACAUGAGAUUCCGGACCAAAUCAUUAGAUUACGGCGAUUUUUUGGCUGCCUUGCCACUGCGGUCGAGUAUCUGCAUCAGCAGCGAAUUCGACACAAAGACAUCAAACCUCAAAACAUCUUGGUGAAAGGUGGUCGAGUGCUACUGACGGACUUCGGGACUUCAAGAAGUUGGGCGGAUGAUUCACGUGGGACCACUAUUGGUACCAACCGACAGGCUUUCACCAAAGCAUACUGCGCCCCAGAAGUGGCAAUGCACGAGACACGAAACACUUCGGCUGAUAUCUGGUCAUUAGGGUGCGUCUUUCUAGAGAUGUGCACCGUUUUAGGUGGCAAAAGAGUGCCCGAAAUGCGUACUUUCUUCGCCAACCACGGUACCGGCGGCACUUAUGUUCGUGACAACCCAGAAGGCACUGACCUAUGGGUGAAUCAUCUCAAAGAGCUAUCACCCGAUAACGAUGAUCACCAAGUACUUGAUCUCGUUCAAGAUAUGUGUGACCAUGCUCACGAGAAUCGACCUACUGCAACGGAACUGGUUAGUCUCAUUCUCGAUUUCGAGGGGCAGAUGUAUUAUGACUUCUGCUGCGAUCGAGAUCAAGAGCAAGAUCAUAUUGGGGGAGGUGAUCCAGACAUGACCACGAUGUUCUACUCUUCACCGCCGAUAUCAGAGGUUUCCGAACAGAGGUUGACUACAAUUGCCGAAACAGAAUCUAGCUCUUCGUUGGGAAAGGUGGAAGCCUUGAGCCCAAAGGUAUCCCAAGCAUCAGCAAGUACUGAUAUCCUCUGCAUGACGAAUCCCAACUCCUCACGAAACCAGGGCCCCCCGAGUGAGGACGGGGAAAGGCCAGAAGAAGUCGAGAAAGAUCAUCCCGUUGAUCUUCAGUCCGGAAGCGAAGUUACCCAGGGAGCGAGAGAGAGACAAGCGGAUGCGUCAGGGUCUAAUGCACCAUUACAGCACAUCAACAACGAGAGUCGACUAAAAAAUGAUCGGCACCGAGCGACGCAGAACCACGACGCUACCUCCGCUGAUACACUGUCAGAUCAGUAUGAUACACCAGCAGAGAUGAUACGUGAAACUCAUCUCAGAGAAGAGAGAAUAGCGGAGCAGCAGCAAUCCCGAACACAGAAAGGACCACAAGUAGAAGAGCUGCCUCAUGGCCAACGAGGACAGCUUCCCGGUCUGGAAUCUCGUACCAUCCAACAUCCUGAUAUGGCCGAGCCAGAAACAAAAGCCACUCCAGGUGAUACGGGAGACGACAUGACAGCGAGGCCGGUACUUCAGCGAGUCCAUGGCGACGAUACCACAGAAGACUUCGGAGAAUCACCGAGCAGUCACGGAUCAUACGCGUCUCGUGUAAGACUCUCCGAGGAGCAGGGAACGCGCCAGUCCGAGCCAGUGGAAGAGUCAGUCAAGAGAACAUCCUAUGAGCGGGCUAGGCCGCCUGCCUGGAGGCUGCCCGCGGAAUAUGCUGAACAUGGGGGAGUUGAGCAAUUACACGCAGUCUCGGGUCGGGAAGCUAGCACUGCCCCUGGGCAGACCGACGCUUUGGUUGAGCAACUAACUGCUAUGGGAUUCAGCGGCCCCGAGUCUCUGAAUGCAUUGAAAACAGCUGACUUUGAUGCUGAUAAGGCUGUUGAAUACCUCGUAAUUCACCCCGACCAACAAAAUGGCGAGAUGGCACUGCCCAACGCCUGGCGACAUUCCGGCAACAAUGAGGUCGAGCCUGGCAGCGACGGAUUUCAGGCUCCGAAUAGGGGCGAGUCCGAGCCUUUGCCAGCCGGGGACCCAGUAAACGACCCAGUGCUCCGAAACCGAGAGGAAAGCGCAUUUUCAAACAAGGGCACAGCAACCGGCGUUGCAACUUCGAGCUCCGAGUCUGCGGACAGUUUCAUACAAGCGCAACCACAAGUACGAGCCAGGAGUGUCCCGACUCCUGGUGAGUCCGAUCACUCCGGCGUCACAUAUGGUCGAGAACAGCAAUCGGCGCAUAGGCCUACAAGGACGGCGAACGCCGGCUUCUCCAAGCCACCUCCCCCUCCACCAAAGACGAGAUCAAUGUUCGGUAGGAUGAAGCACAGGUUGAGCUCAAAUUUGCAGAGGGAAAUAAACUCUACAAACAAGACAUUACCCGCCAAUUUCGAGGCGCACCAAUCUUCCGCACAUGACGGCCAAUUCACAAAAGGAAAUACAAAACCAGGACAGCACUCAGUGGCACACAUUGAGGUGAAGCAUGUGGGUGGCAGAUCAUGCAAGAUCCACUUCAAGCUCUCCGACACUAUACAGAUGCUCAAGAACGAGAUCGAGGCACUGGAAGACAUUCCCCAUCAUUCUCAGAAGCUGUUGUUCGAUGGCAAGGAGUUGGAGAAUGACUCGACCCUCGAAUCAUGCCGCAUCAAAGACGGAGCGAUUGUCUACCUAGUCACGGGCCGUCGCCACACUGUGCAACCUGACUCGGAUGGCAUGAUGCCUAUUUUGGUGACGUGGCGCAUCGGCGAGCUGAGAAGCGAAGUCAUCUCUAUAGACGUCUUACGUUCCUAUACAAUCAGGGCCGUGAAGGACAAGAUCCGUGGCUACAACAGGAUUCCGCCUGCCCAGCAGGCGUUGUUCUCGGCAGAUCAGCCGUUGAGCGAUGAUGACCGAACCCUAGAAUCUUACAACAUCCAGUACAACGACGUUGUUAGGAUGAUUGUAUGGUGA
Cyphellophora europaea CBS 101466 is the source of this 3429-nucleotide messenger RNA. RefSeq lists its product as uncharacterized. The record is from RefSeq and is a predicted model, not a curated record. The transcript is spliced from 3 exons. Gene Ontology annotation, biological process: protein phosphorylation. Bases 1 to 3429 code for a protein of 1142 amino acids. Gene Ontology annotation, molecular function: ATP binding; protein kinase activity; protein binding. Lineage: Eukaryota; Fungi; Ascomycota; Eurotiomycetes; Chaetothyriales; Cyphellophoraceae.